Messenger RNA from Leptopilina boulardi, 468 nucleotides. RefSeq lists its product as uncharacterized. The coding region runs from base 1 to 468 and encodes 155 amino acids. The transcript has 3 exons. The record is from RefSeq and is a predicted model, not a curated record. NCBI's taxonomy places the organism in Eukaryota, Metazoa, Arthropoda, Insecta, Hymenoptera, Figitidae.
AUGAAAGAGGAAAAACAAAAAGAGGAAGAAGCGGUACAGGAGGAGAUUAAUAAAAUUUUGUUUAUCGAAAAUUUGCGAAGAGCAAGGAAGCCCUCUGUGCUUGAAUGGAUACAACAAAAUAAACUGGAAUAUGCGUUGAGCGAAUUAACGCAUUUGAGGGAAAACCCUCCCUCCACAUCAAAGGGAUUUAUGAUCAAUUUUGGGGAAUGGAGGCCUGUUUCUCCCCGAACCGUAGUUGGCGAAUUAUGGCCUUAUGACCGGAGUUUGGCUUUCGGGGUCGAAAGAGCUAGCUCCAUGACCUCCUGGUUUCAGGAGUAUUUUUGGGACGAGAGCGAGAGGAAUUACCUUGCUCGUGGAUUUUGGGCUCCACAAUCCUUUCGUAACCCAGUAUACGUCGGGGAUUAUUUACCGACACUGGAAUUGGUUGAGGGAGGAAUUUCGGAGGGUCUGCCUCCGUUAGUUUGGUAA